AUGUUGAUGUGGCAUGAAGUUGACAAAACUGAUAGAGGUUUUGCAAAACGCAUGAAGAAAGUAAAGAUGAUGGGUCGUGCAAAGUUGAGGAUGGAACUCAUACCAAAAGAGAAAACUCGAAUCACGACUUACCAAAAAAGGAAACGAGGGAUGAUUAAAAAAGCGAAAGAAUUCUCAACUCUUUGUGAUGUGAAUACCGUGAUGUUCAUAUUACCUCCUGAUUCAAAUGAGCCCGAGGUUUGGCCUGAAAACCCCGAGCUAAUCAAGAAAACCAUCGCUUUCUACAAGACAAAAAAGGGUGAUUCGGGAAAGAAGACUUAUGCUCUCAAUGACUUUUUUGAAGAUCGUAAGAAAAAGAUUAAAGAUGAGUAA
Molecule: messenger RNA, 372 nt
Organism: Erigeron canadensis
Lineage: Eukaryota; Viridiplantae; Streptophyta; Magnoliopsida; Asterales; Asteraceae
Product: agamous-like MADS-box protein AGL82
Exons: 2
Coding region: 1-372 (123 amino acids)
Biological process (GO): positive regulation of transcription by RNA polymerase II
Molecular function (GO): DNA-binding transcription factor activity, RNA polymerase II-specific; protein dimerization activity; cis-regulatory region sequence-specific DNA binding
Source: RefSeq, a predicted model, not a curated record